This is a messenger RNA of Cuculus canorus (common cuckoo), 6437 nucleotides long. It is a transcript of the gene ANO5, whose product is annotated as anoctamin 5. Gene Ontology annotation, molecular function: protein dimerization activity; chloride channel activity. Lineage: Eukaryota; Metazoa; Chordata; Aves; Cuculiformes; Cuculidae. The transcript has 23 exons. Gene Ontology annotation, cellular component: plasma membrane. The record is from RefSeq and is a predicted model, not a curated record. Gene Ontology annotation, biological process: chloride transmembrane transport. The coding region runs from base 140 to 2974 and encodes 944 amino acids.
CGGGCAGUGCGCAUGCAUGGGGCGGCAGCUCAGCUCCUGACUCACCCCUUCUUCACCCAUCCGCUCCCAGGAGGAAUUCCCCCCCCUCCCCACCUUCUUCUCCCCCCCUCGGGCGAGGAAGAGAGAAAAAGCCAACGCCAUGAAUCGUUUGGGGAAGAAAGGGAAUGAGACCUUUAUCGAGAUGGCUUUGUCGGCGGAUGAUGACACGGCGAUUCUCACCGAGUUCAAGCGAUCACGGUCAGAAGGGGAAGACUGCAACGGACCUUUAUGUGAAACUGUUUCAACUGAAGGAUCAGAAAUCCCAAGCAGCUCUGAGGGCCUAAACAGCACUGAGACUACUUUACUCAUCCCUGAUCAUCAAGUGCAGAGUGGAAGGAGAUAUAAUCUGUUCCUGAAGCGACGUCUCAGGAUUGAUAAAAGACAUCAAAGCAAAGAUUCUAUUUUCUUCAGGGAUGGUGUCAGGAGAAUUGAUUUUGUUCUCUCCUAUGUGGAUGAUUUUAAUAAGGAAUGGGAAAAAAAGUGGGAAAGAAGAAAAGAAUUUGAGAGCAAUCUUCAAAAGGCUGGUUUGGAACUAGAAACAGAAGACAAGAAGGAAUCUGAAGAUGGCAAGAUUUAUUUUGUGAAGAUCCACGCCCCAUGGGAGGUUCUGAUCACUUACGCAGAAGUGCUGAACAUUAAAGUUCCUAUCAAGGAAAAUGACAUUCCCUCAACGGUGGAAAACCCCCUGGACUGUAUGCUUACUCCAUUCAGGCUUCCCGAGAAGGUGAUGCACCCUGAACCAGAUUAUUUCACAGCCCCAUUCAGCAAGGAUAAGCAGGAAUUGUACCUCAUUAAUGAUGAAAACACUUUCUUCUCACCGUCCAUGAGAAACAGAAUAGUUAAUUAUAUUCUUACACGUUGCCCAUAUGGAACAGAAGAAGGGAAGAAAAAAUUUGGAAUAAAGAGACUGCUAAAUAAUGGCACCUAUUCAGCUGCAUAUCCUCUUCAUGAUUGCCAGUACUGGAAAAAAGCCAAUGAUCCGAACUGUGACAAUGAGAGAUACACACUGUAUAUGGAGUGGGCCCGUUUCUUGCGGUUCUACAAAGAACAGCCUUUGGACCUCAUCAGGAAGUACUAUGGUGAGAAAAUUGGAAUCUAUUUUGCCUGGCUAGGAUUUUACACUGAGAUGUUAUUCCUUGCAGCAGUUGUUGGCUUAAUCUGUUUUCUUUAUGGCUUGUUUACAAUGGAUGAAAAUAUGAGCAGCAAAGAAAUCUGUGAUCCUGCAAUUGGAGGAGAGAUCAUCAUGUGUCCUCUUUGUGACCGAGAUUGUGACUACUGGAGGCUAAACACCACCUGCGAGUCCUCACAGUAUUCACAUUUGUUUGACAACGUGGCAACUGUUUUUUUUGCCAUUUUCAUGGGCAUAUGGGUUACUCUUUUCUUGGAGUUUUGGAAGAGGCGGCAAGCUAGACUGAAGUAUGAGUGGGAUUUGGUUGAUUUUGAAGAGGAACAGCAGCAACUCCAGCUGAGGCCUGAGUAUGAAGCAAAAUGUACCCAAAAGAAGAAGAAUCCUGUAACUCAGGAGAUGGAGCCUUAUUUGCCUUUAACUAGCCAGGCUGUGCGGUUCUGCAUUUCGGGAACUACAGUGUUGUUCUGGGUGUCACUGAUUAUAGCUAGCAUGAUAGCUGUGAUCGUGUAUCGCCUUGCGGUGUAUGCUGCCUUUGCCAGCCUCAUGGAGAACAUUGAAACUUUACAGCCCAUCAGAGGAUUACUGACCCCACAGCUUGCAACAUCAGUUACAGCCUCUUGCUUGAAUUUUGUCAUCAUCAUGAUACUGAAUUUCAUAUAUGAGAGGAUAGCUAUCUGGAUUACUGAUAUGGAGAUUCCCAGAACUCAUAUGGAAUACGAGAACAGGCUCACUAUGAAAAUGUUUCUGUUCCAGUUUGUCAACUACUAUUCAUCCUGCUUCUACGUGGCCUUCUUCAAAGGGAAGUUUGUUGGUUACCCAGGUGCCUACACAUACAUGUUCAAUAGCUGGCGAAAUGAAGAGUGUGAUCCUGCAGGCUGCUUGAUAGAAUUGACGACACAGCUUACCAUAGUCAUGGCUGGCAAACAGAUCUGGGGAAAUAUCCAAGAAGCCAUUGUACCCUGGAUUUGUAACUGGUGGGGACGCCGGAAAGCCAGAAAUAAUCCAGAAAAUUUAUACAGUCGCUGGGAGCAGGACCAUGAUCUGCAGACAUUUGGAGCCCUAGGCUUGUUCUAUGAAUAUCUAGAAAUGGUCAUUCAGUUUGGAUUCAUUACUCUCUUCGUGGCAUCCUUUCCGCUGGCUCCCCUUCUUGCUCUGAUGAAUAAUAUCCUGGAGAUUCGAGUAGACUCCUGGAAAUUAACCACUCAGUACAGGAGACCUGUGGCUGCGAAAGCACAUAGCAUAGGGGUUUGGCAAGAAAUCCUGAAUGGAAUGGCCAUCUUAUCGGUUGUCACUAAUGCUUUUAUUGUUGCCUUCACAUCAGAUAUGAUUCCUCGCUUAGUUUACUACUAUGCUUAUUCAGAAAAUGAAGAGUCGCCUAUGUCUGGAUAUAUAAACAAUAGUUUGUCGGUGUUUCUAAUCUCAGAUUUUCCGGAUAGAAACAAGCCUAAAAUGGUUCGAGACAACUUUGUCAUAUGCAGGUACAGAGACUAUCGAUACCCUCCAGAUCACGAGCGGAGAUAUUUACACAGUAUGCAUUUUUGGCACAUUCUUGCUGCAAAACUGGCCUUUAUAAUUAUUAUGGAGCAUGUUGUAUUCAUCGUCAAAUUCUUUGUAGCAUGGAUGAUUCCUGAUGUCCCAGCAGAUGUGAAAGCCAAAAUAAAACGUGAGAAAUAUUUAACACAGAAGAUCCUACAUGAGUAUGAACUUGAAAAACUGAAGGAGAGGCUGUGUCAAGGUGAUAAGCGAGCCACAGAAAAGGAGUACAUCGCCACUGAAGGGAGAAUGGAGUUAACUAUACAAAUGUAGCUGAAAAAACAGCUGUUUGGGAUUUAGCUCAUUUUAGCUCUUUUAUCUGUGAUUUGCUCAGUAUGCAUUGUCCUGAAAGCUAUAGGAUGGUUUCAACCCUUUGCUUUCACUCCGAAGAUUUUAGACUUUUUUUUAGAAGUCUUACUGAGCGUUCUAGGUUAAGUAAAUCUACUUAAACUGUAUGACUUCAGCACUGUUUUCUAUUUACCCACCACUUUGAAUAAUAAGUAUAAUCUUGUAAUCCUAGAAUUUUGAUUCCCAAAGUAGGGAACAUUACCCUUAAAGGGCUCGUUACCACCAAGCCCUCCCCCUGUUGCCAAGUGCUAAGUUCUAGGCUGUAUCCCAGCUGAAUGAAAGGGAUAUUAUAGAGAACUCUUGCUGUGGAAAAUGCUGAGAGUUAUAUUUUUAUGACAUGAUCGUCUAAAUAACGCUCCUGAUACAAAAGUUAGGGUUUGGGGCUUUUUUGUAUCCAGUGUCUUAUGAAAUGUUUGUUUGCAGCUUUGAACUUGUCUACUGUUUCUGGAAGGAAUGGGGUUUUGAGAUACAUUGGCAUGAUUCUACUUGGAAUUAUUUAUAGGCACAGUUGAUACGUACCAGUGAAGGAAAACAAAACAACCCUAUGAUUUAUUUCUGUAAAAGUACUGUCUGUUGAAGAAAUUGCUCUUUAAAUGCAGAUAUUGUGGAGUCAUCUGGUGACAGUGUUUUUUUUAAAAGAUGUGUACAAUUUGGAGAAAUAGAGCUAAUUUAUUUUUCAGUCUAAAAAACUGCCAUUGGAAGAUGGUGUUUGACAUUAGUUUUGGCCAAAGCUGCUCCUUCGUUUCGUUUGGAUUCUCUGAAUGCCGGCAGAGGGCUAAAGCUGCGUGUCUGUACUCCAUGCUAUGGAGUAUGACACGCAGUGCAGUGAAUUGGGGGCUGGACUGCCAGGCUAAUUGAUGUAGCUGGAUGGUUUGUACAUGGAUUUGUAUUCAGAAGAUUUUAAGCAUGCUAAGUAAUCAAUGUUUACGUUUUUAUUGUCCUUACAUGUAAGAGCUGGGGGAGGUUGGGGCACAUUGUUUUUGUUUUGUUCUCUUUUUAAAAGGAUUUUUUUUUCUGUUUUGUCAUGGGGCUUUUUUACAAAGUUAUCAAGUUUAUAAAUAUAUAAUAACUACUUGUGCAAAGUAACUACCAGCUGUUUAUGAAUAUGCCCUCAUUUUAUAAUUUGAGGCAGUUAGGCAUUUUUAUGAUUUUGCUGUAUAUUUAAGACAUAUCAACACUUCCAUGCUUGGUGCCUUGUUUAUUUGCAUUUGGCAAAAGAUGUGAAGAGGAUCACUAUAGGGAAAUGCGUAUUUCCAAAGUGUGCUUGCAGGCAUCAUGAUGUCGUGAACCUGCACACGAAGCUGUACAGUGUUAGCCAACCAGGCCUGCCUUGACACACUUUCUGUUCUAGUGCUACAUGAACUGUUCGCGGAGAGCAGUUCAUACCUAGACUGCAAAGAUAACGUAGCACCAGAGGGUUGAAUUCUCUCGUGUUGAAGUAUACUGGCUAGAGAGAUUAGAAAUUGUACUACAUUUGCACUUUGAAAGUUAUACUUCCUUGCAAGUAUGCACAAAAAGAUUUAGAUUUGUAUUCCAUAUAAGCCAACUGAUGUACUGUUUACUAGAUCCACGAUGUAAGGUUUCCAUGCUUUGUUUAGCAGACCUAGCCUACGUGUUGCAAUACUUGGCUAGUGACGUUAAUGUUGUAACGGUUUUAAAUCCGUGUUUUGGAUGGAACUGUCAUUAUUAGCAAACAUUUUAAAUUGAAGUGCCUACCUCUAAUGAACAUCACAUGGUUUGGCUGCCAGUCAAGGAGUUCAAGCAGAUGUACAUUUCUCGUUACUGUAAGUUUAUUCAGCUUUGUUCUCUGUUAGCUUGAUAAAUCAAGCAUAUUGGCAAUUCAUGUUCAUGAUGAACUGACCAUGUUCAUGAAUAUUCAAAUAUAUUUGAAGUAAUAGGUUUAUUGGAGGAAUGCAUGUAUAAAUAAAUUAGCUCAGCUGCUUAAUGUAUAAGCCAAAGAAGAGUACCAGUCACAGUAAUUUUGUAUGUGACACAAUGCAAGCACUUUGCCGCUUCUUACACAAAUACUGUUAACUGCUUAGUUUAGAUUUCACGGUUUUGUUACUGUUAGCAAUGCAAACAAUUGCUUUAAACAGUAAGGUGGCGUGAUGCAGAAUUAUAUUUCUAUGCAAACUAUACAAUCUGAUUGAAGCUAAAAACAGAUUUGAAAAUUAAGCAUUCGAUGUACUAUUCUUGGUUACAGAACGUUAGUUUCUUCAGGUCCUGUAAUAAAGUGUCAUAAUAUACUACACUUGAAAACAUAUCAGUAAAAUAAAUGUAAUGUGAAUGAAUAGUGCUUUUUAAAAGCAAGGUGGAGGAAAACAGGAAAAUACUUCAGUCUGGGAUACUGCAUUGAUAUGCAGAAGCCCCACAUGCAGAUCCUGAAUUUGAACUGAUGUUUUGACUUCUUACUCCUUUCAAACUUAAUUUUUGAUAUCACUUUAAUACUAUACAAAUGGUUUGCAUAUGUUGUAUCAUACAAUAGAAAGUUGAAAAAAAUGUGGGAUCAGUUUAUUGAAAUAGGUAUCUUAAAAAUAUAUCAUUACACUUCAUAGCAUUACUUCAUAUAUAAACUUGAAAAGAGAAUGUGUUGUCAUAUUAAGAGCUAAUAUCACAUAACAAAAUUAGUCUAACACCUCUUUACAUAGUAGUGUGCCUUUACGUGUCAUUAAGCAGUAUUUUGAUAAACAAAAGGUUGAUAUGAUUAGGACUAUAAUGGUCCACAUACAUGUAUGUUUCCUGAAGUGUUCCUGAAGAGUGACAAAAAUAAGAAAAAUGAACAGGUUGGUUUGGGGAUGUGCUUGUUCUUCCUGUUGGAAUAUGUGAUCUUGAUGUGUUUAAUACAAGUAUCUCAAAGUGUCCUUUAACCAAAGCAAAGAUAGUUCUGUUUUGGAACUACUGUAAUUUAAGCAACAAGAGAUUGCUUUAUUAAAAUUAAUUAGAAAAAGAAAAUUGUCCUUUCAAAUGUAAUACAACGAGGAAUGUUACUUUUUUUCCAUUUAAAAGUUAGGUAGGAUUUUUACCUUGGAAAGAUUUAGUGUGGUAUGUCCUAAGCAAAUGACUGCAAAAUAAGAGUGCUACUGUAAGACACUAUACUUUUUUUUUUCUAGAAGAUUUUGUUCUUUUGCUUUUACUUUUUAACGUAAUACUACCAGAUUGAGACAACAGAAGGGACUGAAAAUAGAUGGACUUUCCUACAGUUCUAUGUUUACUGCUUGUUUUAACUUGUACUGUUGUGUAAUCUGAGUGGUGUUUUUGUCUGUUUGUUGCUGAUAUAUAUGAUACACUAAUGUUGGAAUAAAUUUUUUAAACAUUGCAUUCUGCUAACUUAUAUAUGUACAUUUAAUAAGAUCUAAAUCUGGCAAAUAAAGCAGUGUUUUAUUUUUAA